CCUGAGUUGUUGGUUGACUAAGCAAUUGUUAUCAUCAAUUAUCAAAAAGUAAUCGUUGUUUAAAUUCUUUUUUAAUCCUAAAAAACUCGAGCAGUUGAAUACUGAAAUUUGAAAGUCUUGGUUCCAUUCCGUCAAGUGGAUUUGGUGUUGUAGUUCCUAUAAUACGAUAGCUCGAGUCGACGCUUACUCUGGGGACUCUUCGUUAGUAAAUUGACAUCAAUACAAGAAACCCAGAAAGUGCGUUCACUAAAUUGAAUUUUUGACAAACCAAUCUGUACUCGGAGUAGAAUCUUCUAAUUUUAAUUCGUUGAGUAUAGAUUGUGCCAUCGAUUACGAGAGAAAGAUUCAUUCUAUCGCAUCGAAUUGGGUAUCAUCUUCGUAGUGUUUCAACAACGUAUCCAAGUAGUUGUCAUGACAGAAGCAUGAUCGGUACAUCGGUUGCGAUCCAAUUUUGAAGUUUCUCUACCGUAUACUAACCCGAUAAAUCGAACCUCGAACGAAUUUUCUUGAUGGCUGAACAAGAAGAUAGUACGCUGAAAGAUGUUGCCCUGAAUUUGAAUAAGAAACCGUCGAAAGGCAUAUUGAAAAAUUCUUCCAGUUUUGAAACUUCGGAGUCUACCAAAUGUGUCAAAUCGGCGAAAGAUAAGGCCACGAAAUGGGACGAGAUGAAUAUAAUAGCGACGCUUCAUCCUGCCGACAAGGAUUACGGUCAUAUGAAAGUAGACGAACCAAAAACACCGUUCGAACGCGAAUUACCAGAAGAUCUUCUGGAUGGUGGCGUUGAUCCUAAUUUAUUAGCUGAAACAAUAAAUAAGAAAAAAGAAGAAGAACUCGCUGUUCAUAUGCCCGUCGAUGAUUCAGACAGUGAACCUGAUGAGGAAGAAACCCCAGAACAGAGAGCUGCUAGAAAGGCGUUUGAAAGUAAAAGAAAGGCCCACUACAAUGAGUUUUUCGCUGCAAAAAUGGCUCGUAAAUUACUAGAAGAAGACGAAGACGAAGAUGAAGAUGAAGAUAAAGAGAAGAAAACAGACGAAGAAGAAAACGGUCAAAAUGAAAAUAAGGAUGACGAUGAUGGAGAUGAGCAAUCCGAAGGCACGUCGUCGGCCGCAUUCACUCACGCUAGUUAAGCGUAAACGAUGUCACACUGCUGUACCAAGGUCUCGUAAUAUUUAAUAAAAUUAAGUUAUAGGUAUAUUAAUGUUGUACAUAUUAUUAUUUAUGUUGUAUUCGUGUGUUGUAACUACUUAUUUAUGUUUAUGUAGUCGUUUAUUUAUUUUUUUGCAAUUAUUAUUUAUCAUCAUCACCAUCAUUAUUAUGCUCGAAUGCGAAUGUAUUCGACGGAAGUCCACCUACUACUAAAAUGCUGUUUCAUUUUUAGUCAUGAUCCAAUUGAGCAGUAUUCGGCGUUUCUGUUUAACAACCUUAUUGUUAUUAUUUAAUAUGUAUCAUUAUUGCAUCCAUCUAUUUAUCUAUGACAGAGAUACAUAAAAGUUGUCUCGCUAGCGUUUUGAUUUAUACUGUAGGUAAUUUAUUUUGCUCUUUUUGUGGAUUACAACAUGGUACGGAAUAGUGCUUUUGAAUAAGAUUGUUUCUCAGAGUG
Planococcus citri (citrus mealybug) is the source of this 1600-nucleotide messenger RNA. RefSeq names its product protein phosphatase inhibitor 2-like. Lineage: Eukaryota; Metazoa; Arthropoda; Insecta; Hemiptera; Pseudococcidae. The record is from RefSeq and is a predicted model, not a curated record. The coding region runs from base 510 to 1127 and encodes 205 amino acids. Gene Ontology annotation, biological process: regulation of signal transduction. Gene Ontology annotation, molecular function: protein phosphatase inhibitor activity. The transcript is spliced from 6 exons.